AAUUGGCAAGACAGAUUUCUAUUGACAUCACAGCUGUUCGUUUCGUGUGGUCUGUCUUGCUAGGGAAAAUUGUAAUAAUUAAUCUGAAAGUGAGUUAUAUUUAGUAUUAUUCGUGGAUUUAUCAUCAAUCUAAGUAAAAUUAAAUCAAAUUGAACAUUGUUUUAUAGUUCAGUGUCUUCACGCCAGGUACAAUCUUAUGUAGACAGUAUUGCUUAGAUCAUCUGUCUAUUUUAUCGAAAGAAUAUGCCUCUUUUUGGUAAGUCUCAAAAGAGCCCAGCGGAGCUUGUGAGAUCAUUGAAAGAUGCAGUUACUGCUUUAGAAAGGGGUGAUAAGAAAGCCGAAAAAGCGCAAGAAGAUGUAAGCAAAAAUCUGGUUUUGAUAAAGAACAUGCUAUAUGGCACUUCCGACGCCGAACCACAAACGGAUAUCAUAGUAGCACAGUUAGCUCAGGAACUGUACAACACUAACUUGCUCCUACUUCUCAUCCAGAAUCUAAACCGCAUUGACUUUGAAGGCAAGAAGGAUGUUGCCCAAGUGUUCAACAAUGUGCUUAGACGUCAGAUUGGUACCAGAUCUCCCACAGUUGAGUACAUAUGCACCAAGCCUGAGAUACUGUUUACUUUGAUGUCUGGGUAUGAACAUCAGGAGAUAGCAUCCAACUGUGGAACAAUGCUACGAGAGUGUGCCCGAUAUGAGGCUUUGGCUAAAAUAAUGUUGUAUUCAGAUGAUUUUUACAAUUUCUUCCGUUAUGUAGAAGUUUCCACUUUUGAUAUUGCCUCAGAUGCCUUUUCUACUUUUAAGGAAUUGCUAACGCGACAUAAAAUGUUGUGUGCUGAGUUUCUAGAAACAAACUAUGAUAAAGUGUUCAGUCAUUAUCAGCGACUGCUCAAUUCUGAGAACUAUGUAACUCGACGGCAGAGCCUGAAACUGUUGGGAGAACUGUUACUGGACCGCCACAACUUCUCUAUAAUGACACGUUACAUCACCAACCCUGAUAAUCUUAAGCUUAUGAUGAAUAUGCUGAAAGAGAAGUCACGUAACAUUCAGUUUGAGGCUUUCCAUGUUUUUAAGGUAUUUGUAGCCAACCCUAAUAAACCUAAACCAAUAUUGGAUAUUUUGCUAAGGAAUCAAGAUAAAUUGGUAGACUUCCUCACCAAAUUCCACACAGAUCGUUCUGAGGAUGAGCAGUUCAAUGAUGAAAAGGCUUACCUUAUAAAGCAAAUUAAAGAACUCAAGCCUUCGGAACACUAACACUUAUUGCAUUUCAUUAAAUCGCCACUUCCUCCUCAGAAAGAAGUUAGUUAUAGAUGCUAUUAUAUUUAAAUGCUUCUAAGUCACCAGAGGGUGUUGUGCGGCGCCGCUAUGACACAAGGUUCAGUAAUAAACAUUGGAAAUCUAAAUAGAUUUUACAUUUGGUCUGUGAUGAGUCAGGGAAAGUAUAUUUGUGCUACGAGCAAAUUAACAUUUUUAAUAAACAAUUGUAGGAAUUAGUGUUACUUAUGGUUUGACUUAUAUCUUUUGUAAGUUGUUAAAACCAUUUUUAGUUUUUAUGACGUGUUUAGUGACAGCUUCGGAGUCACAAUCGAAAUAUUUAUCUUUAUAUUUUGUCACAUUAGUCUACAAGUUCCCUAAGUUUUUAUAUUAUCUUCGGUUAAUGACUAAAAUAAUACAGGUAAACAUGAUCUUUGAAGGAGAUUUGUAUAUAUGACAUUUUAAAUUGGAGCGUUUUGUAAUGUUUAUUUUUUGUAUUUAAAUCAAUAUCAGAAAUAUAAAUUGUUGAACAUGAAGGAAAAUAUAUUUUAUAUUGUAUAUCAUUCUUAUCAGUAUUGGUCUUAAUUACAUCAAGAAAUAUUAUCAUUAUUUACUUUGAACAUUAAACUAUUAUACUCUUAUUGUCUUAACACAUUUGUUUCAUGCAUAGUCAAUUCAUUUGAUUUAAUUCAUGUUCGCUAAAUUUUCACAGGUAUAUUUUUAUUUAAUAAUUAUAUAUAGAUAGGUAACAUAAGUUUUCAAAAUUUCUGUAUCAUAUUUUAAUGUGUAAUUAUUAUUUUGUCAGCAUCAUUAAUGCAAUUACAUUCUAUAGAAACGGAAUAAAUACAAUAUUUAUAUCAUUUUCAUUUAUUUUUUCUAUGCAAAUGUUAAAGUUAAGAACCCCUUUACAGGAUGGAAGCUGGGAUGAAAUGAAACAUUUCUGUUGUCUAUUAGGACUUUAUUAGACACAUGAAGGAUCUGUACAUAGAAUCUUAUUUAAAAAACUGUACAUUGUAUUUUAAAUCUAUUCUUACAAAUUAUCACAAAAUGUUUGAAGAAAUAAAAAUAUUUACAGCAAAAGGUCAGACAGUUUAUCCGCCGAAUAUGAUGACUAUGUUUUUGUGAAACAGGACUAAGAUAGUAUAGUAAGAUAUAUAAUUGAGAUCCUACAAGGUAACUGAUAUGUAGAAUAGAACAGAAUAGAAAAUGUCGCAAGAUUAAUAGAUAAUAACAUUUACUGUAAUAUUUAGUUUCUUGUUUUAGUCUUACACAAGUGUUUGAAUAGACUAGGUUUCAUAUCUUUGUAUUUGCUUUCUAAGAGUAGCAAGCCUAUUAUAGUAUGAAAUAGUGUUAAAAGUAUAGAAAACGUUGCACUUAAUAAAGAUUAGCAAGUAUUAGCAUCCUUGCUAAUAAAGACUAUUAGGAAUAGAUAGGUUUUCAUCUACCAUCACUAUUAGAAAAUAAAUAUGAGUAAUGAUUGAAAAUGUUGAUGGUUAAAAAAAACAAGAAAGUAAUGCGGGAAAUAAGUAUUUUUCAGAUAUAAAAAGUUAGUGAAAUGAAAUAUCUUAUUUUCUAUGUUGAAAUCAUGUAAUGAGACUUUAUGCAAAGAUUUUUAAUUCAUAAUAUACACGUAAUAUGUUCACUUGAAGAUUAAACACCCAAUUUGUGAUCCCUUAUCAUUAAAUAUCAAUGUAAUCUAGUCCACCAGAGUUCCAGUAGUUAGGGCAUGGGGAAACAAUUAAAACAUUCAAUAUAUGGUAUGUACGUUCAA
Messenger RNA from Spodoptera litura, 3022 nucleotides. It is a transcript of the gene Mo25, whose product is annotated as calcium binding protein Mo25. Gene Ontology annotation, biological process: intracellular signal transduction. The record is from RefSeq and is a predicted model, not a curated record. Lineage: Eukaryota; Metazoa; Arthropoda; Insecta; Lepidoptera; Noctuidae. Gene Ontology annotation, molecular function: protein serine/threonine kinase activator activity.